This is a messenger RNA of Lizanozyma spartinae, 7878 nucleotides long. RefSeq names its product Fmp27p (gene FMP27). The record is from RefSeq and is a predicted model, not a curated record. The transcript has a single exon. Bases 1 to 7878 code for a protein of 2625 amino acids. NCBI's taxonomy places the organism in Eukaryota, Fungi, Ascomycota, Pichiomycetes, Serinales, Debaryomycetaceae.
AUGAGUGAAAUACCGAGUCAGAAGACACUUGUUUGGACUUUGAUACGAAUAGGGUUAUCGUUAUGGUACUGGAAGGGUGUACUAAUUGAUGGUGAACAUCUUGAGUUGAACGUAUGGAACGUGGUAUUGGCUUGGGUCUUUUGGUGGUCCUUGGUGUACAUUAUUACUGGAGUUCAUGUUCAAUUCUUCUACAUCCAAAGUGGACUCAAUCUUAGAGGUAUAACCAUUAAGAAGGGCCAUUCAACUACCACCAUACGAAAUCUAAGAUUGCAAUUGGGUUGGGGGUCGAUUUUAAUUGAUGUUGAUAAAGUAGAAACAGAAAUCCAUUCCAAGAAACUAAAGAAAAGGAAGAGAGACACUGAUAGAAGCACUAAACGUAAUAGUGCUAAUAAUGAUGAUGAAGCCAAUACUCUAAUAAGUGUUCUUCCCAACAACAUUAUACUAAAGAAAUUAGGCUCUUUUCUUAUACAAAGAAUCCCUUCCAUAAAUAUUCGGUUAAAGAAGGUAGAAAUUAAGCUAUCAAAACAUCAAAAGGUUCUGUUCCCCUUUUCAAAAUUUACAUUGAUGUCGAAAGUUAGUCUGAAACAACCAAAUCUGUUGAAAUUUUAUAUGAACUUUUUCAUACAUGAAACUUGUUAUACCAUUGUUAAUCUGGAGUCUACAAGACUAUUUACUCCUGCUGUUAUUGACAUAUUUCGAGUUCAAUUGAGCAGUAUGGUCAAUGCAACCAGUGGGAAUGUUUCGCAAAUGAAAUCCAAAUUGUUGGUGGAUGAUCUUACAGUUAAUGUUUUCGAAACGUUUCAAUUUCUUCAUGAAGUUGGUCUCUUUGACAUUGAUAAUCUUUUUUCAACUAUAUUUGCAGAUAUAACCGAAGAAGAUGAUCACCAGAAAGCUGCUGUUGAUGCUCCUACUGUUAUAACUAAGAAGCAAAAUAAGAAACCAGCUUGGGGUUGGAUAGGCAGAUUCUAUUCUAAAGUGGAAGAUACAGAUAUACGAUUUCAAAAUAUCGAUAUCAAAGAUAUUCUGCUCAUUAAUUUCAAUGAAAAGUUUGAAUUAAAAAGGUUAUUCACAGCUCAACUGCAUAAUUCAUUAAAUUUGAAUUUAAAAGGGCUUUCCAUAAAUGCAAGCAGAAUCCAUAAAACAGGUGCAGGGUACUUUAUCCUUUUCAAUUCAAUAUUGGAUUACCCUUUCCAUUUCACUCUUGCUUUACAAAUGUUUCUGAUUAGAUAUAACCAUUUAUAUGAAGAUAAUUCUACGGAAUUAUAUGAGAUCUUUAACUUGCCAAGUUUUUCUAUUUCCAACAAGGCCAAUGUCUUGAACCAUUUAGUUAAUGGGAAGGGAUUCAAAGAUUCAGUCAUAGAAUUCUACGCAGCAACAGGAAGUCCUACAGUUGAUAUUGAUACGGAAAGACUUGCGAUAAUAAUUUAUAAUGUUUUCAUGUUGAAGAAGUAUAUCAAGGUUAAACAAUUACAGAGACUUAAUAACAAUGCCGAAGCAUUGAAAAAGGCAGUUUCAGUAUUUGAAAACUCAAUAAGAAAGACCAAAAAAUUGGAUGAUGAUAAACCUCCAAGAAACAACUUUAGUUUUGUCAUGGAGUUACUUUACCAAUAUUAUCCUCGGUUCAACGCCAACAUAACCAUAGAACAACCUAGACUCAUUAUUUGCAACAAGAAUCUGAAGGAUAAGAAGUUACAUAUAUUGACGGUUUCUAUAUCCCAAUUAGCUAUCCAUUUAAAGACAACAGAAGAUCGAAACUAUGAUAUCACAGGGACUCUUGAGAACUUAACAACUACAUAUUCAGAGAAAUCUAAUUCUAUGAACGGUGAUUUCACCUAUUUUGAUGCAGAUAUCUUCAAAUUGAAAACUAUGAGCAGUAAGUUUAUGCUUUGCAAGAACUUUAUGCUUUCUUGUCACUAUAAACUCUCAGACGCAAUAAUUGAUAUGUCUCAGUUAAGGGUGAUGUCAGGAAUGAAUUCAAUUAUAGACUCCUAUAUCCUACAGGCCAAAAAUGCUCUUGGACAUAGUAAUCUUAAUUCAGAUUUGGAUUCUAUGGUUUACAUUGCAUCAAAGAAGUUUCUUCUAGCAAUUAAACAUAUGGAAGAAUUGAAUACUGAUACUGAUGAUGACUACUACUAUGAUGAUGACAGAAAUGAUCUUCCAAUGUUUACCUCGUUUAAACAAUCUAUACUGAGGUUUCAAAACUUGCCUGAUUGGCUUCAAGGCAUUGAUAUGGAGGUAUCAGCCAUUCAGGUGAUUAUUGGGUCUAGAUCUUUACUUAUUCCCACGUCUCAUUUAGCAGAUACUUAUGAUGAUGGUUUGAACUUUGACUCUACAGGUGAAAGUCAUAGAUUGAAGACUAUCAGAAUGACUUUACAAAGUGUUCAAGCAAGUUUAAGCAAAAGCAACAGUCCUCCUCCGUCAACUCCCUCUUCUCCAUCAUUACAGAGUACCAAGAAUAGCGUAAGCUCAACAUUAUUAGAUGGGACCACUCCACCAGGUUCCAGCGAAGAAGAAGAAGGUUCAACUCUAAAUGAAGAUCAUUGGGAAGCUAAGAUAAAGUUGAGUAAACUAGAUAUGACAGCUAAACUUGACUUACAAUCGUCUUAUGAUUUGCAAGUGAUUUCAAUACCUGAAAUUAAAGGUACUAUUGAGUCCGUGGGGUCAGCGUUGCAACCAUUUUUCAAAGCAGACUUUGCUUUAAGCCAAAUGAAUAUUCACUACGAUAAGUAUAAACUAUUUGUUAUAUUUGGAGCAGUGAAUUUGAUUCGAGAGUUCUUCAUAAGGCCAUUAAAAUCAAUUAGGACCAAAAUUAAUCGGGAAAUCAGGGCCACUAGCCAAUUGGAAUCGCUGUUUCAAAGACCAAAACGGUAUACCAAGUCUGAAAUCAAUAGCCUAUUGGAUAUGGUAAGCUGGACAAUCAAUGUGGACAAAACACUGGUGUUAAUUGAAUUAUCUGAAGAUUUUUCAUGUAUUGUUCAAUCUUUCGAUAGCAAAUUAUCUUAUGAGAAGAGAAAGUUGGCCUUGAAAUCAGGCUUCUUCCGAGUUCUUCGAAAGGUUGAUAUGGAUGAUAAGAAACUACUUAGCAGAGCCUUUUGCAUUGACAAUUUAGUUGUUCAGAUUGAUGAAAUUAACCUUAUUCUAUUUGAUCCAGUUAUUGAUAUUUAUUCAGAUGGUAUAAGAAUCCUCCAACCGAGUGGGUCUGUUGUAUAUCGAUUCUUUGAUAAUCUUUCCAUUCAAAUUUCGAUUUUAAAGUGCUUAGUUAGAGCAUUAAAGAAGGAAUCCCAUGAACGAUCCAGAGUUAUUUACCCUAGUGAAUCCAAACCAGUCCGCGUUCCUCGUAUCCAAUUAAAGAGUAAGAAGAUCAUUUAUCUCAUUGAAGACGAUCCAUUAGAAGCAGAAAUCAACAUGAAUUAUCAGUUGGGACUCGUUGAACAAAGGAAACGGAUGGAAUUGUGGGACUUGUUUAAUGCAAAGGUUCGUGAUGGUGGUGACAACACCAAUGAUAAUGAUAAAGAUUACCAACAAGAAUUAGACAAUUUGAAUAGAUAUUUGGCCUCAUCAUGGAUACGAAAGGUUAAAGCGUUUAAGUUGAAAUUUAGAAAGGAAAUCAUUGAUAAUAGGAAACAUUUAUUUGGAAAUGAGUUGAAACUUCAACCUGUUGAAAAUGAAGGAAUUCAACCUUCAUAUUCACUGACACCUUUAUUGACUAUGAUAUUUGAUGACGUUAAAUUGAGAGCUUCCAAACCCAAGUUUGAUGAUCAUAAUGAUUUAACCAGUUUUAUUCAUGACAUGGGGAGUGGUGUACCGUAUGAUUCCCAGUAUUCCAUUUUAAUCCCACUGUAUUUGGAUCUUAAGCUAUCUGAAUUUAGAAUGCAUCUUCGAGAUUACCCCUUGCCCUUAGUUCAUACUCCGUCGACCAAAAGUGAACUACCGGGUUUACACUUGUACGGUAAUAUUGUCCUUGCCGAACAAUUGUUAACUUCUCCAGAGCAUAUGAGAGAGAUUCUAGUUUCAUUAGCUGCUCCAGAUCCUACAAGGAACAAUGAUAAUGAUAACACUUACUACAGCUUAUUAUUGAAGAAAUCUUUAGCAACAGUUAAGAUAUACACCGACAUGAUUGGAGAUUUCAAUCUGGAUCUUCCAACUAGAAUAGUUUGGGGACACUCAUAUGAAUUUGCUUUGCAACAGGUGAUGAUGAACUUUGAUCAGUUCUCCAAACCUCCAAUUGACCCUUCGAAGAAAUUGGGGUUCUGGGAUAAAAUUAGGUUCAUUAUGCAUGGGAACUUUACCUUGAGAUCUCAGAGUGCAAUAGAAGUGGCUUUCAAAGGUUCCAAUGAUCCUUACGAUGUUCUUGAAACGGCAUCAGGGUUUAUUCUCAGCUUCAAUGACAACGUCAAAUGGUUAAUAAAUAAGAGUAACAAUUCUCUUGAUUUCUUUGACAUUACUUCCAAGAAAGUUACUUGGUAUAUUCCCAACUAUUUAGUGGCUCUGCUAUAUGUUUGGAGUCGAGAGUCCUCUAAGACGGUACCUUUAAUGGCUUGCAAGGAAAUGGUUACGUCGACGUUUGGCUACUACUUAAGUGAUAUUGCGUCUGAUGGUAAUGUCAGUGGUAAUGCUAAUGUGCUUGAAAAGUGUGUUAUCUCCAUUGAAGGUGGAAUUUCCUUCCAAGUUGGGUUCCUAUUGGAAAGGAUAAAUUCACAAGGUAACACCACUAGUGAAGCCACUCCCCAUUACGAAAUCUUAUUGUGGAAUCCAAAUUAUUGUCAAGCUAAUCAUGAUUCCUAUAGAGGUUUCAGAAGUGACUAUGUUCACAUGAGCAUUUCUUUAAAGGCAGCCAAUAAGCAGUGCUAUAACUGUUUAAACCUUUCUCCUGGAGUAUUCCGCCAGUUCUUUAGUUGGUGGAAGCUAUUCAAUGGGGCUACUCUGAUUCCAAUUCGGAAGGGGAAGUUGUUUGGAGAGUCACAAGCUAAAACUAAGUUUUCCCAACACUUAUCGACGAUUAAGUAUCUUUUCAGUAUCAACUCGAUAUUCAUUGCUCAUGGCUAUCGAAGUGAUGCUUCCAACACAAGUACCGAGGACAAGAUCAAAUGUGUGGGGUUACGGGCCAAGAUAGAUGACUUUGUAGUUGAUUUACAUCAACGGAAGGAACAAACCAAUUUGAAGAGUGAAGGUCAACGGAUGGCUAUGAAUUUAGGGGAAGUUCAUUUAUCAAAUAUUGAUUUACGAAUCAUGAAUGCUACAUUUGAUCAAACGGCUUUUGAACAUGAAAAUGAUACAACAAAUGACCCUAAAAAUCAUAAUAAUAAAUAUUCAGAUGAAGGCUGGUAUGAUGUUGAUAGCUUCAAUGAAGUGUUCUUACCCCGGAUUCGAGAUAAGGGUAAACAAUUCAUCAUCAAGCCCUUUGUAUUCACCAAACAGUUUUCCUACUUACGAGACACCCAUUCUCAGUCAAAAUUUGGAGCCGAAGAGAACCACAAUUGUACGUUAUUCAAGUCCAACGUGUUUCUUCCUCAAAUAGAGAUCUUGGACAGUCGGAUCUCGCAGUUGCUGAGGGCCAUUCAAAAGAAGAAAUCAUUAAAGGACAGUUUGGGGCCUAGAAUCAACAGUUUAAAUCAAUAUAAGGCUGAAUUUGAGAAACGAUGGAAGCAAAUGUCAAGUCAGACAGAAGAUACCGCUACUACUAAUGACCAGAAAGAGUUUCAUAAUAAGUUUAUUCUUAUUAAUAUGCUUUUCAAAUGGAACAAUGUCAAUCGAAACUGUCUUUAUCAAUACAUUAGUUUGGUGAAGAGACAUUCAUCUAUGGCCAAAUACUUAUCGUUUGCAUCGAUUUCAACAGUGGGAGACAUGCUUGAUAGUAUUCUUGAGCAACCUGAGUCGUUGAAUGGAGGAAGAGGUGGUGGUGGUGAAGGUAACUCGAUAUUAACUUCAUCAUCUUCAUUACUCAAUAGAGGAGGGUAUGGUUGUGGUCUGGUAGCUGACUCCAGCAGUCGAAAAGGAGUUAAGCUAUCGUCAAAGGAAAGGUUGGAGAAUUUCGAACAACUCAUUAAGUAUUAUCUUGAUAACCAGACGAUCCAACAGGACUAUGAGUUGGAAAUCAUUUCACCUCAGAUACAACUUCAAAGUGAACAAUUGGAAGAUAGUGUGAUUCUUAUAACGGCACCCAAGAUCGACGGGAAGAUUGUCACGGUAUUGGAUGACCAGCAAAAUGAACUUGAAACCAGAUAUGGGAUUCUUCUACCUGAGGCCAGUAUACUUAUGGUGAAGAAAUCCGAUUUACAAAGUGACGAUGAUGAUUUUGCUUUUAGUCAAGAGGAAAAGGAUAAGCCAUGGCCUCCAUGGUUGGGCAUUGAAGUGUGUCGAGAUGUUCUGUUGGCGAAAAAGUCUAGAAUCUUGGUGGAUAAUUUAUCAGUGAUGUUGAUGUAUGAUAUGUUGAAGCCUAUGGGUACUCAAUUGACUUAUUAUCAUGAUAAUAUGAAUGUCCCCAGUCUUAUUAAAGACCCCAAGGGUACCAAGUUCAUUCAAGAACGAUUACAGAUUGACUGUCCCAAGUUGGUGAUCUCUUGUACUUCGGAACAGUAUAUUAGUUUAUACAUUAUUGUGUUGAACUUAUUGUUCUACAGUGAACCCUUAAGCAAAGAGCUACAAGAUCAAUUGGAGAAGUUACGAUUCUCUCUUGAUCUUCAGAACUUACAAGCACUUUAUUAUCGACUUUGCAACCUUCACAAGUAUAAUUUAUUGAUUAAAUUGUUGAAGAGGAAUUAUAUGUUUCGGGACUUAAAGUCCGACAAUCAUUUACUUAAUGAAUCAAUUCUGCUUUCACUUCUUGAAAAUGAAAUCACAGAAGAGAUUUAUUUGUUGAUGAGAUGCAUUCUUACUGGAGAAUUAUCACUAAGUCAAUCAAACUCUUUCCAUGCCAAAGAUGAAUGGUUCAUUCAAGCUGAUCAGAUCAUCUUCCACUUGUUAGAAGAUGAUCGUACACCCAUAGUUGAUUUUGCCAUGGCUAAAGGACGGUUCAGUCGAAUAGUUAACGAGAAUGGCUCCAAUAAGAAUCGAAUACAAGUAGGGAUGGUGCAAGGUUUCAAUUUGGUUAAAGGAACUUGUUUUUCUACUUUAAUUCAACCAUUCUAUGAUAAUAAAGAUCGUACCAAAUGGGUUAAUAAGGAUUUCUUAACUGUCGAUUGGACCAUGAAUAAAGCCGUUGGGGGCAUUAAGAUCUUGGAGAACUUUGAGAUAGACUUUCAACCAUUAAACGUUAAUCUUGAUGCCAUAACGGGCAAGAAAUUGAUCCGAUAUAUCUUUGCAACUGACGAUAGUAUAGAAGAUUCUCCACUAUUACAAGUGAACAACACGAACAUUAAAGAAGUUGAUGAAGAUAAAGCGGCUGUUGGUGCCGCUGCUGAUGCUAAUGUUGAAGCUGCUGCUGAUGAUGAUGAAAGCAACAAGAAGAAAUCAUAUCAUUCGCUAUUGAAUGAUGACUCCGAUAAGCUGUCUUCUGGAAGUUCAAGUGAAACACCCAAUGAUCAAGUUGAAGAAAUGAUCAAAAGAGCUGGAAAAUAUAUGAGUAUUGGAUACUUCAGAAUAUCACCAGUUCCAGUUAAAAUCUCCAUUCAAUUACAAAGGUAUUUGAGGGUUCUUAACGUCACGGACUUUGUGUUUAACUUUCCACCUAUGGAAAUCAACCAUCAGAUUCUUUCACUUUAUGAUAUCACCAAGUUACUUAAGCAUAGUGUUAUCAAGACACUAGUGGGCCACUCUAGUCGAUUAUUGCUUCAAAAGGUAACCAAAUCAAGAAAGAAAAAGGCCGUUCGACAGCUUAAACCCAUCCUGAGUUAUGAAGAGUUUAGAGAUGUCCAUACCAUCUCAUCCUUAAGUCUGUAG